This is a messenger RNA of Phasianus colchicus (ring-necked pheasant), 1646 nucleotides long. NCBI's taxonomy places the organism in Eukaryota, Metazoa, Chordata, Aves, Galliformes, Phasianidae. The record is from RefSeq and is a predicted model, not a curated record.
AUUUGUGUCCCCACUGGGGGGCAAUUUACCCCUCCAGGGGCAUUUGGGACCCCCAGAGAUACCUCAUCCCUAGGGAUAUCUGCCCCCCCCGCCCCCCAUGGCAUUUGGAAUCUCCCCCCAGGGGCUUCUGAGAUCCCCAGGGUUAUCUGCUCCCCCCCAGCUACCUCACCCCCCCCCUUGGGGGCACUCUGACCCCACUGGGGGGUAUUUGGAUGGCAUCUGCCCCCCCUGCAGGGCAUUCGGAGCCCCCAAGUGUUUAUGUGACACCUCUAUAGCGGUAUCUGCCCCCCCCCACACACACACCCUGCCCCCCCCCAACCCACCCAUCUGGGCUCCCAUUGGGAGGUGUAUUCCGUCCCCCCACCCCUUAGGGGUGAGCUUUGAGGAUCGGGUUAUUUGGGGGCGGGGGGGGCUUGGGGUGAUGGGUUACAGGGGGGGGAGGACAACGGUAAGUAGGGGGGGAGGACACGUCGUGCCCCACGUGCCAGCAUCGAUCUGUGACCCACGGGCAAGGGUUGCACAGAGGCACCAAUGGGAGCCACCAGGAGAAAGCCACUGAGAGCCACCGGUGAGCACUGCUGUCCCUGUCCCCAUUUGUCCCCACUGUCCCCAUCCCCACUUAUCCCCCACGCACCCCAUUUGUCCCCCCAUGACCCUCAUUUGUCCCCAUUCACCCGUUGUCACCCAGGAGGAACUUUGUCCCCAGCAGUUCUGAGCACGUGGCAACGGGGACGUCGGUGCCAACCCAAUCCUGGGUGUCACCACCCACCCUCAGUGCCACCCCGUCUCCCCAUGGCGUCCCUUUGGGCCGUGCUGCUGCUGCUGCUGCCUCCGGGUUUGGCUCAGGAAUCGUUGCUCAACAUCUGCAUGGAUGCCCAGCAUCACAAAUCCAGUCCGGGUCCUGAAGGACUGCUCUAUGGGCAGUGCGCCCUAUGGAAGGACAACGCCUGCUGCACGGCCAACACCAGCAUGGAGGCACAUCGGGACCAGUCCUACCUGUAUGGCUUCAACUGGGACCACUGCGGGGCCAUGGCGCAGCGCUGCAAGAGGCAUUUCAUCCAGGACACGUGUCUGUACGAGUGCUCCCCAAACCUGGGGCCGUGGAUCGACCAGUCGGACUCGAGCUGGCGCCGUGAGCGCAUCCUAAACGUCCCGCUGUGCCGCGAGGACUGCGAGCAGUGGUGGGAGGACUGCCAGGACUCCGCCACCUGCAAGGUCAACUGGCACAAGGGCUGGAAUUGGACCACAGGUACCCAAACCCCCGACCCUAUAGAUGCCCGACGCCCCCCACCUCCCCGAAACCCACCUGUGUGCACGGCCCCCCGUCCCCCAGGCACCAACCAAUGCCCUCACGGUGCCAUGUGCCAGAAGUUCAAGUACGUCUUCCCAACUCCCGCCGAUCUCUGCGAGAAGGUUUGGUCCCAUUCCUACAAAUACACCACGGAGCGCCGGGGCAGCGGGCGAUGCAUCCAGAUGUGGUUCGACCCCAUAGAGGGCAACCCCAAUGUGGCCGUGGCACGGUAUUACGCCCUCGGUCCCGCUGCCAACCUCCAUCCCACACCCCUCGUCCUGCUGGCUCUGCUGGUCCCUGCCCUGCUGGGGGUCACGCCGUGGGGAUGAGGGUUGAGGGCUCCCGGUGAUGCUGU